AUGGCGCUACAGCUUCCGGUGUCGGCUUUGAGCAGUGCUCUGCGCAGCCAACUGGCCGCGCGACGACUGGCUGGAAUCACAGGAUUUUAUGCCCGUGAUGUACAGAAUCGCCUGCUCAAUUCAAGGCCUUACUCGAAUGCGAAUACGAUUCCCGAUGAGGCCCCUAUCCAAAACGAAGAAUCUUUGCUCGAAUCCCAAGCCACGCCGCCAUCCAUCCACGAUGAAAACGCCAACGACCACGUCCAAUUCGGCCAUAAGCAAAGACCCAAAAGCCCCCAGGAGAAGCAAGAGGGCGUUUUGCUGAUGGAAAUUGCCUCAUCGUCGGGCGAUACUGGAAGCAGUAUCCCGCGCGGCGUUCUGGAGUUGGAGCUGAAGUGGUUGCAAGACCCCCGUGCUCUAGGCGACCGGGUGGCGCGCAUUCUACAGAGUGGUGAUCCCGCGAAGGCUGCGGCACUAGUCCGAUACGCACACAAUCAAGGCUUUCAGACCGGCGUCGGUUGGAAUCAUAUUCUGAGUUAUUGCAUGCAGCGAGGGCAUCCGAAGGCUGCCUUCAAGUUCUUUAAUGAUAUGAAAAAACGCAAUCGAAAACCCAAUGCCGCAACCUUCACUAUCAUGCUGAAAGGCUUCGCCGACGCCCCAAAAUCUCGAACAUCCGUCAACCUUGCGCAUAGUGUCUAUAAGUCCCUUUUCGCCCCCAAUUCUCCGGUCGAGCCCACCAUCAUUCAUACCAAUGCGAUGCUGCACGUUUGCCAACGGCACAACAACUUGAACAUGAUGUGGCGUAUUGCUGGUGAUCUCCCCGAAGACGGGCCAGGUGCACCGGAUAUGCGAACCUACACCAUUAUUUUGUCAGCACUGCAAUACGCCGCCCGCAAUGAUAUAUCGGCUUUAGAUCCAUCCAAAAUGGACAAGAUCACCGCUCGCCAAGUUCAGAUGGUCAAAGAAGCGAAACGGAUAUGGGCCGAUGUUGUCUACAGAUGGACGAAAGAUGCGGUCCCGAUUGACAAUCAUGUGGUGAACGCCAUGGCAAAUCUACUUCUGGAUGGUACUCGUGAUCAGGAUUUCUAUGACAUCUUUGCCCUUUACAAUCAAACGAUGGGGAUUCCCAUUUUGGCCAAAAAGCCCUCUUCGGGACAGCAGCCCCGUGAAUUAUAUCGUUCUCGGAUCAUGUCGCAUCACAGACAGGCACAGGAAGCUGGGGGCGUUGCAGGACCGAGUGUCGAAGACGAUGUUCCAUUUGUUGGUUUGGAUAGCACCCCUUUGAAAGAAGAAGCCCCGGAACCAACCGCCGAGGAGGAUGAGGAAGUGAAUUCAGACGUCCUCUUUGCUCAGAUUGUCCCAGGGUCUGAGGAUCUAUCCUAUCUCAAACCAGGCAACAAAGAGCUCACAAUGAUCGAGGAUGCUUGUUUCAAUAUAACCCAAGGCUCUUCCGCGGGUUAUGCUUAUUGGGAUAUUCUGACGUCAGAGACUGGGGACUACCGCAUCCAACCUGAUGCUGCUGCGGCAGUUGUGUAUCUCCGCCUUCUCCGCCUGGCACGAGCUAGCAAACGGACUGUUGACGUUUUGCGGGACGUGAUCAUUCCAUCUGGACAAGCCAGUGGGAAAUUGUUCCACGUGGGUCUUGCCAGCUGUCGUCGUGACCGCCGUAAUGCAUCGGUGCUCUUGCAUGCCACCGAAAUUCUCAACCUGAUGCAAAAAGCUAUGGUUCUCCCCGAUCCACGAGUCCUCGAUGGAUAUCUGGAAUUGAUUCAGGCCCUCUCUGACAGCCCUCACACCCUUCUACACUUGAGAGGGUUGUCGGGAGAGAAAGAUAAAACCCCAAGUCAAUUGUCCACUCAGGGAAAAAAGCUCCAGGCCGAGCUCCGCCUGAAGGCUCUCAUGGCGCUUCGUCCUCACAUCGCACAGCUCCACGAGGCAAUGGACCAGGGCAAGCCUGCUCCCAAGACCCGCUGGAAUGUUGCAACUCACGGAGGCGCCAAUGUAAUUUUCGGCUUAGGGGCCGUCAAAUUAAUGACUCGUGUCCGUAGUUUGGUCGACGAGACUUUGAACGCCCCUUACGAGACAUUCAUCUCUAAGGAAAACCGAAAGCUUCUCAAAUCCGACUUGCCGAUGCUGAAGAAGUAUUGCGACAGAGAUGUGUUUGAAAAGUUCUCCAAAAUGACCAUUCACCCAACGGUCGCGCAACGGAACGCAUUCAGAGAGCGAGCGCUAGAGUUUGAGGAGGAGGCCCAUGAAUCCUCCGAGAAGAAUGAAGCCAAGCGAGAGCCCCGGGCUGAUACUCCAUUACGCGGUGAGCCCGAAAAAUAA
Messenger RNA from Penicillium macrosclerotiorum, 2307 nucleotides. RefSeq names its product pentatricopeptide repeat-containing protein. The coding region runs from base 1 to 2307 and encodes 768 amino acids. Gene Ontology annotation, molecular function: protein binding. The record is from RefSeq and is a predicted model, not a curated record. Lineage: Eukaryota; Fungi; Ascomycota; Eurotiomycetes; Eurotiales; Aspergillaceae. The transcript has 2 exons.